Messenger RNA from Thyridium curvatum, 1344 nucleotides. RefSeq lists its product as uncharacterized. Gene Ontology annotation, biological process: carbohydrate metabolic process. Lineage: Eukaryota; Fungi; Ascomycota; Sordariomycetes; Thyridiales; Thyridiaceae. The transcript is spliced from 4 exons. Gene Ontology annotation, molecular function: hydrolase activity, hydrolyzing O-glycosyl compounds. The record is from RefSeq and is a predicted model, not a curated record. Bases 1 to 1344 code for a protein of 447 amino acids.
AUGCAGCUCCUCCGCACCGGCGCCUUUCUGGCCACCAUGCUGGCCGCCGUCAACGCCCAGGGCGUCGGCACCUCGCAGACCGAGACCCAUCCCAAGAUGACCUGGAAGAAGUGUAGCAGCGGCGGCAACUGCCAGACCGUCAACGGCGAGGUCGUCAUUGAUGCUAACUGGCGCUGGCUACACGGAUCCUCCGGCACCAACUGCUACGAUGGCAACAAGUGGACCUCGGAGUGCAAGACCGCCACCGACUGUGCUUCCAAGUGCCAGCUCGAGGGUGCCGACUACAGCAAGACCUACGGCGCCAAGGCCAGCGGCGACUCUCUGUCGCUGACCUUUGUCACCAAGCACGAAUACGGCACCAACAUCGGCUCCCGUUUCUACCUCAUGGAGAGCUCUUCCAAGUAUCAGAUGUUCACCUUGAUGAACAACGAGUUCACCUUUGAUGUCGACCUGUCCACAGUCGACUGCGGCCUCAACGCUGCCCUGUACUUUGUCGCCAUGGAGGCGGACGGUGGUAUGAAGAGCUACUCGUCCAACAAGGCCGGCGCCAAGUAUGGUACCGGCUACUGCGACGCCCAGUGCGCCCGCGAUCUAAAGUUCGUCGGUGGCAAGGCCAACGUUGAGGGAUGGAAGCCGUCUUCCAACGACGCCAACGCCGGCGUCGGCCCCUAUGGUGCCUGCUGUGCCGAGAUCGACGUAUGGGAGUCCAACGCCCAUGCCUUUGCUCUCACCCCCCACGCCUGCACCACCAACGAGUACCACGUCUGCGAGAACGACACCUGCGGUGGUACAUACUCCGAGGACCGCUUCGCCGGCAAGUGCGACGCCAACGGCUGCGACUACAACCCCUACCGCAUGGGCAACAAGGACUUCUACGGCAAGGGCAUGACCGUCGACACCAGCAAGAAGUUCACCGUCGUCACCCAGUUCGAGACCGACAAGCUCACCCAGUUCUUCGUUCAGGGCGGCCAGAAGAUCGAGAUCCCCGCCCCGACCUUUGACGGCCUUCCCAAGAGCAGCAGCAUCACCCCUGACUUUUGCGGCACGCAAUUCCAGGUCUUUGGUGACAAGGACCGCUUCUCCGAGGUCGGCGGCUUCCCCCAGCUCAACAAGGCCCUCUCUGUCCCCAUGGUACUGGUCAUGUCUAUCUGGGACGACCACUACGCCAACAUGCUCUGGCUCGACUCCAGCUACCCUCCCGAGAAGGCCGGCACCCCCGGCGGCGACCGUGGCCCUUGCGCCCAGGACUCUGGUGUCCCCUCCGACGUCGAGGCCUCUAUCCCCAAUGCCAAGGUCGUCUGGUCCAACAUCCGCUUCGGCCCUAUCGGUUCCACCGUCAAAUAA